AGGUCAGGGAGUGGUUACAGGCGGGUCACACAAGCUGACGAUAUACGCGCGCUUCCCACUUGCCCCGGAAGUGCUUGGAGCACAGCGCAGCUGGGCGCUAAGAUGGCCGCGGCGUGAGUUGCAUGUUGUACGAGGAUCCCGGGCUGCCGCAUUGCUCCGGCCCCGCCAUGGCUGUCACCAUCACACUUAAAACGUUGCAGCAGCAGACCUUCAAGAUACGCAUGGAGCCUGAGGAGACGGUGAGGGCACUGAAGGAGAAGAUAGAAGCUGAGAAGGGCAGAGACGCUUUCCCUGUGGCUGGACAGAAACUCAUCUAUGCUGGCAAGAUCUUGAGUGAUGAUGUCCCCAUCAAGGAAUACCAUAUAGAUGAGAAGAACUUUGUGGUUGUCAUGGUGACCAAGGCCAAGGCUGGCCAAGGUACUCCAGCACCCCCAGAGGUCUCACCCACUGCUGCCCCGGAGUCCUCUACACCCUUCCCUCCAGCUCCGGCAUCAGGCAUGUCCCAUCCUCCACCUACCAGCAGAGAGGACAAGAGCCCAUCAGAGGAUUCAGCCACCCCAACAUCUCCAGAGUCCAUUUCUGGCUCUGUUCCCUCUUCAGGUAGCAGCGGGCGAGAGGAAGACGCAGCUUCCACAUUAGUGACUGGCUCUGAGUAUGAGACGAUGCUGACUGAGAUCAUGUCCAUGGGCUACGAGCGGGAGCGGGUUGUGGCCGCAUUGAGGGCCAGCUACAACAACCCCCACAGAGCUGUGGAGUACUUGCUCACGGGAAUUCCCGGAAGCCCCGAACUAGAACAUGGUUCUGUCCAGGAGAGCCAGGUACCCGAACAGCCGGCCACAGAAGCAGCAGGGGAAAACCCCCUGGAGUUCCUGCGGGACCAGCCCCAGUUCCAGAACAUGCGGCAAGUGAUUCAGCAGAACCCAGCGCUGCUCCCUGCACUCCUCCAGCAGCUGGGCCAGGAGAACCCUCAGCUCUUACAGGUGCGGCCCAGGCAAAUUAGCCGUCACCAGGAGCAGUUCAUCCAGAUGUUGAAUGAGCCCCCUGGAGAGCUGGCGGACAUCUCUGAUGUAGAGGGGGAGGUUGGUGCCAUAGGUGAGGAGGCCCCACAGAUGAACUAUAUCCAGGUGACACCACAGGAAAAGGAAGCUAUAGAAAGGCUGAAGGCGCUGGGCUUUCCAGAGAGCCUGGUGAUCCAGGCCUACUUCGCGUGUGAAAAAAAUGAGAACUUGGCUGCCAACUUCCUCCUGAGUCAGAACUUUGAUGAUGAGUGAUGCUGGGAGGCUAGAAUGCCCCCACCCCACUCCACAAAAGUUUUAUAAAAGAAGAAAGUGUGUGUGUAUGUGUGUAUAUAUA
Molecule: messenger RNA, 1353 nt
Organism: Peromyscus eremicus (cactus mouse)
Lineage: Eukaryota; Metazoa; Chordata; Mammalia; Rodentia; Cricetidae
Gene: Rad23a
Product: RAD23 homolog A, nucleotide excision repair protein
Exons: 9
Coding region: 123-1271 (382 amino acids)
Biological process (GO): proteasome-mediated ubiquitin-dependent protein catabolic process; nucleotide-excision repair
Cellular component (GO): cytosol; nucleoplasm
Molecular function (GO): proteasome binding; polyubiquitin modification-dependent protein binding; damaged DNA binding
Source: RefSeq, a predicted model, not a curated record